AUGCACCACUGCCCUUCACUACCCCUGCAGGACGGUGUUAUGCAGGAGAAGAUGUCUGCAACAAAGAAACAGCUGCUACCGCCCGCGUUCUCUCUUCCGAAGCGCAAACCACCGAAGGACCCCAUUAAAUUGGCUCAGUGGCAAAAAGUCGAAGCAAUGAAGAUGCGGCAUCGAGCGUCCCCCGCUGACCCCAAAGACAAGGCAGCUAGCCUCCCUCCAGAUCAACGUUUACAUGUUCGUGUUACCCUGGGAGAUGCCGAGAAAAUAUUCUGGGUCCGCAAGACAGUCAUAACGGGACGGGCUCUUGAUCUUCUGGCCCUCCAUUUCAUUCCAGCGAGUCUCUCCAACUCUAAUGACCUAUUGUUGGAGAAGCAGAUCAAAGAUGGUGAAAGUCUAGCCAUACGUUCGUUGUGA
Cyclocybe aegerita is the source of this 414-nucleotide messenger RNA. The record is from the annotation of a GenBank genome assembly. NCBI's taxonomy places the organism in Eukaryota, Fungi, Basidiomycota, Agaricomycetes, Agaricales, Hemipholiotaceae.